GAUCUUUUGUGCUCACUCCGGAGGAGCCUGCAGUUAAUCGCGAAGAAGAAAAAUAACUGCGGACACCAUGAAUGGAGCGGAUUAUCUGCAGCAGCACAGCACCGAGAGUCUGUCGUUUGAAGAGAUGCAGCAGAUUAACGCCCUCGGAGCCCAGCAGCAGCAGAAAGAUGACGGAGGCCGGAGCGCCGAAGUCCAGCAGCUGUUGGUGAUGAAAGAGGAUCCCCCUGAAUGGAGCAUCAGUCUGGACCAGCAAGACAGAGAGUCCCUCCAGAUAAAGGAAGAACAGGAGGAUCUCUGGACCAAUCAGGAGGGAGAGCAGCAUAAUGGAUUGAAGGUGACUGAUGUCACCACAUUCCCAUUCACUAUUGUUACUGUGAAAAGUGAAGAUGAUGAUAAAGAGAAAUCUCAGUCUUUGCAGCUUCAUCAAAGCCAAACUGAAGACAACAGCGAGAUGGAGCCUCUGACCAGCAGCCCAACUAAACAGGUGUGCAGACUUCGGCAACAAGUCUUCAGCCAGUCACCCAACAUGCUGCAAAAAAACAUGUCAAGGUUCAGCAUCCCACCAAUGGAAAGGAAGACAGGACGUAGAUCCAUCAAGGGAAGAGGGAGAUGGCAGAAGUGCCUACCAGCCAGUUCCAGCUCAGACACCACGCUAAUGGCCACUCACCACCAGAAGGACUCAGAUGAAAACACUAUCCCUUCGCUAUCACUCAUAGCCAACAUGUCACAGACCAUCUUGGAGCCGGGCUCCUCCACCAGCCUGUCCGGGCAUAUUGGCCACAGAGUUGUGACCGGGGAGUCAGAGCUAGAGAUAGAUGAUGAAAAGCCGCUGGUGACACAGUGGCCUGGGGCCAAGAAGAGGAUUCGGAUGGAACCAGAGGCAACUCUUUCCCCCGAACAGGAAGACCACCUCGUAGAGUGGUUUGCCGCUCACCCAUUCUUCUACGACCAGACAGCACGCGACUUCAAGGACAAGCGCAGACGGGAGCAGAUGCUGGAUCAGAAGGCUGAGGAGCUAGGAGUUACUGGUAACUUUCUUUGGGGGUGGUUCCGCAACAUGAGGACCGUCUACGGUAAAUUGAGGAAGAAGAAGAACGAGCAUACGACAAGACCACUGACAGCCAGGCAGCGGUGGACCUCAGAUAUGUUCAAAUUCUUGGACAAGCACAUGACCAUCCGCAGGAGCAGCCUGGGAAAGCUUCAAGGGGUACAAUCUACAAAUACUGGAGUGGAAGAAGAAGAGGAGGGGGAAGAGGAGGAAGAAGAAGGGGAGGAAGAGCCUGUGAGGUCAUCUAGUCGUCCCGGGUCUCCGUCCCCUAUUCCCUCCAGUCAAACCCCCAAGUUGAAGGGCAAAAAGGCCAAGCUCGCCAGCCGCUGCGUCAACAAGGCGGUUCUUCAAAUCCCAAACAGCAUGUCGUCCUUGCAGACAGCUAUGAGGUCACUGCAGGCAGCUAUGGAGUCCCUACAGGCAGCUGUUGGAGGGCUAAGCAACAACCGUGUCAUGUAUUGUCAGUACCUGAGCACGGAGGUGGGCAUGCUCACAGAGGAACAGUGGUCUAUGUUUCAGCAAGAGACUAUGGGGAUGCUCAUUCGCUUCCGCACUGCCCGCCAGCAGCGGCAACAGCCCCCAGUUCCAGUUCUUCUCCCUCCAGGCUCCAUGGAGUCGAUUCCUGGCCCCAGCAGCACUCUUCUCAGCAGUUCCUACUUCCCUAUUCAACAGUCUCGGCCGGCACCGUCCCAGUAGCUUCAGUCCCAGCAAAUUCAUUUUUUUCAUUGACUCUGUGAAGUAUUUCACAGUUUGUUUACUGAUCAUAGUUGAGUGUUUAUGUUAAUAAAAUAUCAUGUGUCACUGGUACUUACUUCUUGAUUCCUUGUCUAACAAUAGUAAAACUUGUGCCUUACAGCUGCAACACAUUUCAAUUGGUGCAACUUUUACUUUGAAGGCUGACAGUCUCCAUUUCCUGUUGGUGUUAAUGUACAGCUUGAAUAAUAGAACAAGUAGAUUUUCGGUGCGCUGAAUUGUAUUGCACAAAGUUUUGAGAAGUUUGCUUUUAAGGUUAAUUUCUCAAAACUGGCUUUUAUCAUUAUAUUGUAUUUUAUACAUGAACCAUUGUGACCUUUAAA
Messenger RNA from Archocentrus centrarchus (flier cichlid), 2124 nucleotides. RefSeq lists its product as uncharacterized. Gene Ontology annotation, biological process: regulation of transcription by RNA polymerase II. The coding region runs from base 68 to 1744 and encodes 558 amino acids. NCBI's taxonomy places the organism in Eukaryota, Metazoa, Chordata, Actinopteri, Cichliformes, Cichlidae. The transcript is spliced from 5 exons. Gene Ontology annotation, cellular component: nucleus; transcription regulator complex. The record is from RefSeq and is a predicted model, not a curated record.